ACACACCUUGUUCGUGGUGUGUUAUUGCUGCCACUGGCGAACAAAAAACCCAUUCGCUUCCUGCACACUACACACACCCGUACUGCGGGCAUACACUUGGCUUGCCAGUAAAGGGGAGCGCUGCGGAAAAUCGAUUGUAUCGUCGUGUAGCAGGCGCAAAAGGGGGAAGAACGCGUCCAAUCCCCACGGCAUCGAAACACACGGGAAAAACGCACUCGGCUGUCCCGUAAUCGCUCCAACCUGUCCCGUAUCCUCUCCUGGCGGGUCUCUGUGUGUGUGUAUAGGUUGCGCUCCAUUGUGCGUCUUCUGGCUGGUGGUGCAACAACAAAUGCAAAGCAGGCGAAAAGUGUCAUCGAGCAGCAGCCUCGCCAGCUGCUGAAGGGAAAAAGAGGAACCAUUCUCACGUCCGAAUUUCGGCCCCUAUUGCAGUGCGUUACACAGUGUAUGGCCAUACGAAGGCCAGCAAGCUGCUGAUUUGCGUACAGCAAGGCCCUCGCCCCCAAAAACUACGCCAUUAGUGUGUUGUUUCCUGCUGCUUCGUUUUGCGUACACAUCCCAACGCGCCCAACACGGAAGCGCGCAAGGGCAGAGAGAAAACGAGGCGCAGGCAAAAACGGAUACAAAUUGCAGCAGCACAAAAACAACAACAAAGGCAAGUGGGCCCACAGCCGAAAAGAAAAGCGUGCUAAAAUCGUACGAAAAAUCAUUACCAAUACGACCCAAAAGCGCGAGAGUGAUGCGAGCAGUGAAUGUGAGCGCGAGUGUGAGCGAGAAAGCAAGCAAAGCAAAAGAACAUUCGCACGCCGUUGUUUCUAUUGAUUUCGUGCUCGGGGCAGUGCAGUAGUGGUAGUGGUGGUGGUGAGCAUACACGAAUUUGGAGCAGAAAUGUCAAGCUGGUGAGGAAAAUUUUUGCAUCGAAGCAAAAGAAGUGAAGAAACGUCUCCUGCGAUUUGCGAAGAUGCAGCAGCACAUUCCAAUUGUGCAUUGAGAGAAGCGUUUUUUUUUGUUUGCGUGGUGAAAAUAACAAGUGUACAAGUGCAAUAUUCCUACACAUAGUAAAAUAAGAAGUGUGUGUGCAGUGUGCAUGUGUGUCAGUGUGUGUGUGUGCAGUGCCUGCUAAGAUAAGUUUGUGUAGAAAGUGAUUUGAUAACAGUGUUAUCGGCGGAAGAUCGAAUUAUCCUUGCCGCGGAUACACCCCCGGCAAUAUCCCUGUGAGCGAGCGAGCGAGAGAGAAAAAGCAAAGAGUUUGCGUGUGUUUGUGUGCGUGUUUAGGGUAAAAAGCAUCGAUUAAUCAUCAGUAUCACGCAAAAAGGAGAAAAUUCUGCACGCUCCAAACAACAACAACAAAACGCACGCGUGCUGCUGUGGGUGAGAAGAGAACGGAGAAGAGAUUCCCCCCCCCCCCCCCCCGUGUGUGUGCUCCAAGUGUUGGAAGCGAACUCACACACACGCGUUGUGAAAUAGCGGCGGAGCAAAGAAGCUCCCCCGGGGAAACAGCGAGAUUUGCGAUUUUCCAGCACCAUCCAUCGAUCACCGGUGAAAAUCGUGGAGGGCUGGCGAAACGCACCGAGAAGGACGCCGGAAAGCAGCUUGGUGGUUGGUUUGUAGCGAGCAACCACCGAAAAACAGCAGCAGCAGCAUGGAAAUCGUGGGGAGUUACGAGUACAACAGCAAGGAAAUCAUUGGCCAUGGCGCGUUUGCGGUCGUUUUCAAGGGCCGCCACCGCGAGGCACACUACCCGGUGGCCAUCAAAAGCAUCACGAAGAAAAGCCUGGCCAAAUCGCAGAGCCUGCUCGGGAAGGAGAUAAAGAUCCUGCAGGAGCUGAGUGCGCUCAAGCACAAGAAUGUGGUGAAGCUGCUAGCCUGCACCGAGAAGGACCAGAACGUGUUUCUGGUCAUGGAGUACUGCAACGGUGGCGAUCUGGCGGACUAUCUGGCAGUAAAAGGAACCCUUAGCGAAGACACCAUCCGACUGUUCCUCGGUCAACUGGCAAACGCUAUGAAGGCCCUGUACCAGGCAGACGUUGUCCAUCGGGAUCUAAAGCCGCAAAAUAUACUCCUAUCACAUAACUGCGGCAAAGGAUUGCCCAUACCAUCGAAGAUUACGCUUAAGAUAGCCGACUUUGGGUUCGCCCGGUUUCUACAGGAUGGAAAUAUGGCCGCAACCCUGUGCGGCUCGCCGAUGUAUAUGGCUCCUGAAGUGAUCAUGUCACUGCAGUACGAUGCUAAAGCAGAUCUCUGGUCGCUGGGCACCAUCGUGUUUCAGUGUCUGACUGGGAAAGCACCAUUCCAAGCCCACACACCGCAGGAGCUGAAAAUGUUCUACGAAAGGAACGCCAAUCUGGCCCCAAAGAUUCCAUCCGGUACUUCCAAAGAGCUAACGGACCUGCUUAUGGGGCUGCUGCGCCGUAACGCGAAGGAGCGUAUGAACUUUGACACCUUCUUCAAUCAUCCCUUCCUGCAGCGGGCCGAAACACCGCAAGGUAAAAAUGACCCAACACCAACACCGUUCGGGGCGACGGGCAAAGUCAGCAGUCCGCAUCAGAAAACGGCACCCAUCACACUGCAGCAGCAGAACCAGCAGAAGCUGCAUCACCACCAUCACCAGCAGCCGAGCAGUCAGCAGACGGUGCAGCACCACGACCAACAGCAGCAGCACAUUAAUCAACAACUGCUGCUGCAACAGCAGCAGCAGCAGCAACAACUGCAUCAUGCCCAACAACAGAAGCAGCAAAAGCAACACCAUCUGCAUGAGCUGGCAAAGAAGCAGACGGUCGAAAACAAUAAUGUGCCGAUCGCUGAGCUUGAUGACAGUGUGGCAACGAUCAGCGCGAACCAUACAUCCAACAGCAGCCCCGAAGAGUCGGAUGAUUUUGUCCUAGUUCCGAACAAUAUUCCGGUCGAUCCCGCCCAUGGUGGUAGCUAUGACAAGAGUAAACCAACUCGAGUGCCUCAACCGAUGUCGCAGGCUCAGGCGAGUCCGCCCCGACCCAGCACGCUGCCGAUCUCAGAACCGAAACCCGUCCCAACGGCUGCCCGAAAAGUGUCCCGUGCCCAAGCGCAAACGCCUCCAAAGAACAAUUCAAUACCCCGAUCGGAGCCUAUUAAUAUGAAGCGAUCGGAAAAUCGUGGCAGCAAUUGUGAUAUCCGAUCGAUUUCACCACCGGCCGUACAGUUUGCCAUCGGGACGCCACCGUCCUGCGGUCGGCGAAGAUCGACAUCCGGUGGCUCGCUGUCGGAAACGCCACCGCCACCCAGCUGCUGGACGGUGAGCCCCGGCUCUCACCAAUCGCCAUUGCGCCGGUCCGGCACCAGCUCGCCCGUGAUGAACAAUGCACUCUCGAAGCUGCCGGCCCUCGGCAGUCCGACCACGCUGAUGGGCGGUGUGGAGAAUAACAAUCACCAUCACCACCACCACCACGGACACCCGCUGACAGCGCGGGCCUUUACGCUGCCGGAGCUGGGCGCGGCCGGAGGACUGCAGAGCUACCUGGACGAUCACACCAUCGACGAUCAUCCGAUCAAUUUCCACGCACCGGAGCUCCACGCGGAAACGUUGCUAGAUCGAGAUCAUAACGAAACGCUGGCCAAGCUGAACUUUGUCGUAGCACUGACCGACUGCAUACUGGACGUGGCCGACUCGCGCUGUGCCCCGCUGUCCUCGAUGAUGCUGGCCGAUGCGCAACCGGUUCCACCGCACCAGCCGGAACACUGCAAGCGGGCGGAACGCUUGGUGCUGCUGGUGCGAGCGCUCCAUCUCCUGUCGGCCGGUAUGAACCUGGCGUCAGCGCAGAUCCGGGCCGGCAAUCUGAAACCUUCCAACAGUGUGAAAAACGUGUUAACUACCAUGCACGCAAAGUAUCGCUCAACGCUGAUCGAAUCGAAGAAGCUAAACAGUGCCGGGCUGCUGCAGCGCGCUAACGCGAGCAAUAUAACUGCUGAUAAAAUCAUCUUUGAGUUUGCGCUGCAGAUGUGUCAAAUGGCAGCCGUGGAUGAACUUUUCAACAAACCAGCUGAAUGUUUCCCGCGGUAUCAGUCGGCCCAGAUUUUGCUGCACUGGUUGGCGCAGAAAUCGAAACAUCCGCAGGACAAGAUAUUGCUCUCGAACUACAAAGAGGCCGUGGAAAAGCGACUGUACAUCCUGAAGGGACAAGGCUACAUCUACACCACGGAUGAGCUCUCCUGAAUGCACUGCGGUGGAUGGUGUAUGACGAGCGUUCUAUCAGCGACCAUACCCUCUAUAUCUUCACGUUAAUUAAUUAAUGAUAGAGAGACGAUUUGCUUUAUUUUCUAUUUCCUUUUGGGGUUUUCUUUUUCGAAACUAUUCAAAUUGUGUUUAUCUAGUUUUCUUUGUUCAAAAGCAAACAGUGUAACGAGUGCAUAUAAUAUAAUUAUACAACGUUGCAUUCGCAAAAUAUCUUUCAGAACCAUGCAGGACAGUAGCAGAUUGUUUUUUUCCCCUUACUAAUUUACACAAACAUUUCGCGAAUAAAUAACAGCAGAUUAUAACAAAUAAUCGCAAAUAAAUGCUAUAAAAAAGGAGCAAUCAAGAGCACCUGCUCGUCGGUAGUGUACUUUUCCUCGAAAUGUAUUGUAAUGUAAAUAACAGUAAAGCAUUAAAGCGAACAAUACCGAGCAAGAGCGGAAUGCGGGAUAUAGGCAAUGAUAUUCGUUGCGAGGACAUUCGUCACACUACCCCGUACCAAAAACCAAUCGCCACCGUCGGUUAUUUCGAACGAAAGGUGAGGAGGAAAACAGCAUUACGCGUGAGUGUGUGUGUGUGGGUGCGCUAGUCAACAACAACAACCACGCAUAUGUAAAUAGGAAUGGCUUCAAUUUGAAUGAUUUCUAAAACAAACAAACAAAAAAUGCCAACAUCCACUGUACUAGAUGCCACACAACACGCUGAUCAUUCAGAACCAUUGCUUUCCAUUUGAGGCCUAGACCUAAUGGGGGAGGAAAAAGUAGACAAACAACUGCUUCAGUAACUGCGCUUAAACAUUUAACCAGCUACAGACAGAAGGUUUGCGAAAGAAAAUGCGUAUACAAAUUCAAAAGUAGCACAAGAAAUAAUACAGCAUGAAAUAAAAUCAUUACAACUCCAAAUACCCAGGAUAAGCACGGAAUGUGAAGUAAGCGGUUGGAAGCGCGUUGCAUUAGAUAAAUUCGUAUCACCACCUCGAGCAAUGUCGUGCACGAUCGAUUAAAAAUGCUUAAAGGGGAUUUUCCAGGAGUUCUCAUAGCUGUGGGACACUUUAUUGACUCUUUCUUAAGUGAAAUGAACUUGUUGUAAUGGGAAUUGAAUUCUAGCAUUCUUGUUGGACAACUCCAAUAGGAAUUUACAAUGAUCCACAAGGACCAUAGAGUCCAAUAUCCAUCAUUUGAAGUUCACUUCCUAUAGGAAAGAUUCAAGGAAGUGUCCCACAGCUAUGAGAACCACUGGAAACCCUGUAUACUGCUGUACAGAGCACUUGCUUGUAUGCAAUACGCAGCUGUUGCUUGCGUUCCUUUGCCGCUUACGCCAACAACCAGUACAGCAGUUUGAAGAUAGGUGUCGUUUGUUCAUUAUGCUCAUAUUAUACAUCAAACCAUUGAUUUAAGUGCAUCACCAUCAUCAUCAUCAUCAUGGUCAGGAGAGGUUUAUUCGCUGUGUAUUAUAGUAUAAAGUGUGAGAUGAAAGGUGAACAACCGGGAUGAGCAAAGAAAGAAGAACAACUAUGAAUCUGUUGCUGGAUUGUAUGC
Molecule: messenger RNA, 5742 nt
Organism: Anopheles coluzzii
Lineage: Eukaryota; Metazoa; Arthropoda; Insecta; Diptera; Culicidae
Gene: Atg1
Product: serine/threonine-protein kinase ULK2
Exons: 15
Coding region: 1640-4186 (848 amino acids)
Biological process (GO): axon extension; autophagosome organization; autophagy
Cellular component (GO): autophagosome; cytoplasm
Molecular function (GO): ATP binding; protein serine/threonine kinase activity
Source: RefSeq, a predicted model, not a curated record